This is a messenger RNA of Sebastes umbrosus (honeycomb rockfish), 1682 nucleotides long. RefSeq names its product CD209 antigen-like protein E. The record is from RefSeq and is a predicted model, not a curated record. The transcript has 7 exons. NCBI's taxonomy places the organism in Eukaryota, Metazoa, Chordata, Actinopteri, Perciformes, Sebastidae. Bases 126 to 1004 code for a protein of 292 amino acids.
CAGGGAGAGGAGAGGAGAGGAGAGGAGGGGCACUGAGGCACAGUCUGACUGGGAGCUUGUUACUCCUUUCAUUCCAAACUUCCAACACUUUUACAUUGUAAUACUUUGUGUGUUCCACCGCUGACAUGUCGACCACCGGCAGCUCCCCGGUCUGUGACGGGAUGUACUCCAAACUGAUAGACGACGAGGGCGCAUAUGACGAUGUGAACCGCAGGCCAGAUGUGGGACCCGGCGCUCACCCAGUCAAACUGAUCCCCAGGCCGAGCAGCCCCGGGGUCUACCGCCUCGCCACCAUCUGCCUGGCUACGCUGUGCGCUGUCCUGCUGAUCGUUAUCAUAGCCGUCACAGCACACUAUAAGAACAAACCUCAGAGCGGUGGUGAAGCCGCAUCAGAGACGCAGAAGCAGACACAGAACGCCAACGUGUCGGCUCUGACCGCCUCCAUCAGCAAACUGCAGCAGGAGAAAAACCAGCUCCAGAAAGAGAAGGACGAGCUGCAGGCCAAGCUGGCUGCCAAGAUGGCCACUAAAGCUCCUGAGGUGAUCAAACCGACGACGAAGGCGCCCAUCGUCUGCCCCAUGGACUGGCAUCUCUUCAACGACCACUGUUACUUCAUCUCCAGAACCACAAGGGAUUGGCCCGAGAGCCAGUCGUACUGCCAGAGCAAAGGAGCUUACCUGGCCAUCAUCCACACGGCCGAGGAGCAGACGUUUCUGUGGGAUCUUCUUCCCAGAGGCCACUGGAACGCCUUCUGGUUUGGGAUCAGUGACGAGCACACAGAGGAUCAGUGGAAAUGGGUGGAUGGUACCCCGCUGGUCGGAGGGUUUUGGGAGGUCGGCGAGCCCAAUAACCACAUCAACGAGGACUGUGGCUAUAUUGUGAAAACACAAGUGUUGGAGCGAGUGGCGAUCCGGAGCUGGUACGACGCCCCCUGCACCAUGUACUGGCCCUUCAUCUGUGAGAAGGAGAUGGGCGCUGGCGCCAGCACCGCCAUACCACACUGAGACGUCAGCGCCGCCGCUCUGAUCGACUGAGGAAAACAAUAAACGCGAAGGUGGAUGUUUCAGCCUGAGAGGAAGACUGAAGGCAGUAAUCAGGGCUGAAUGUAGUACUGCCAGUAUAUCUGUUUAGUAUCAUUAGUAUCAGAUUAUAAUUGAAAUGCUCUACCGAUGAUAAAUCACCUGCAAUAGAUUGUAUAACUGUAUAGAAAGUGCUAAACUGGAGGUCAGAAGCCUUGGAGGACGACUGUGGUGCUGCUUUAGGUUACCAAAGGUUGCAUGUGUAUCUGUGCCUUAUACCACAUAAAUAAUAUCAGAUUUUUUUACAUGAUUCUGUUUUGUUUUUUGUUUGUUUUAAAGAUCAGGGAUUCGUUGAUUGUUUUUACAUGUGAAAUGAGCUUAUUAGUAAUGAAUAGUGUUUAUAAUAGAUUUAUGUUAACUGUACAUAACUUGAAAAGUGUCAUGAUGCUGAUAGUGCGUGAUUGUGUGACGUCACCACUUCAGUAAGAAUGAUCAGUUUGAGUUUGAUGCACUUUUAAGAUGCCAAAGUUUUCAUACUUUUUUUUAGUUGCUCAGUUGAUUUAAUUUUUUAAAAAAUGCAACAUAAAUCAAAUGUUUGAAAUUAUGCACAAAUGUAUCCUGUGGAUCUUGUAAAUAAAUAAAUAUAAUUGUUUUGUAUCUUAA